AUGGCGGUGGAAUUUGGCGACCACGCCAGUGGCUUUCGCCAUAACGAGGUGGUCCGGUUCAUUAAUAAUGAAGUUCUCAUGAACGGUGGUGGCCCGGAGUUCUACAUGGCCUUUCGCUCUCGUCCCUGGAACGAGGUGGAGGACCGGCUUCGCACUGUGGUGGUGGACCCGCAGGUGCCUCGUGCCCUCAAGAGGGCGUGCACCUGGAGCGCCCUGGCCCUGGGCGUGCGAGUGGUGGCCAGGCAGCGGGAGCAGCAGGGGCGUCGGGUCCGUAGGCUGCAGGAUCAGGUGGAGGAGCGCGAGGCGGCUUGCUGGGCGCUGGCUUCCGAGUUGCAGCGGCUGCGUCAGGAGCGCGAUGAUGCUACCACUCAGCUGCGCUUCACUCAGGUUGCCCUGCAGCAGGCGAUGGAUGAGCGUGAAGUGCUACAUGGGAGACUACUUCAGGCUGAGAGGUCAGCAUUGGCAGAUCCAUUGCCCCCAAAGGUUGUACCUAUUAUGGCAGCCCAACAGCAUGGUGCUGUGGCAUGGCCCCUGGAGGGAGAGGAGCAGGCAGAGGUGGUGGCAGCUGGAGCACAGGGCAUGCCAUAUGUAGAGGCCCAGAUGCCAGCCCCAGCACCUUUGCUUUAUGUACCAGGACACCCAUGUCCUUGGUCCCAGGCAAUGCAACCACAUGUGCAAAUGCCAGUGCCCCAUCCAGUGCCAAUCCCAGUGGGAUUCCCAUACUCAACACCUCUACAAGCCCCUGUAGUAAUGGAAUCAGAAUCAGCAGGAGCAACAGCCACAACAGUGGCAGCAGUUGCAUCCCAGGUGCCUCCUGCAGUGACCUAUUCACCCAGCUUGUGGGCUCCAGUGGGGUGCCAGGAGGGAAUGGCUCCUCAAUGUGUCCAGAGUUGCCUCAGCUGCCGGGGCCAGGAUGAAUAUCCUGAGAACCUCCCAGGCAGAUGCAACCUGGGAGAUCUAACAAGCCCCAAGCAAAAAGAAGGUCCUGAGGGUUCCCAGGGAAUGACUUCCCUGGGGGAAAGCAUAAGCCAAAGCCUGGAGGGUCAGGAGAGGCCCCAGGGGAAAGACCCCAUGGGGGAGAGCAUUAGCCUUACCCUGAAAGAGGGUAAAGAGAGGCCCCAGGGGAAAGACCCCAUGGGGGAGAGCAUUAGCCUUACCCAGAAAGAGGGUAAAGAGAGGCCCCAGGGGACAGACCCCCUGGAGGAAAGCAGCAGCCACAUCCAGAAGGAAGAUACAGCAAUGCCCCAGGGGACUGCUCCCCUGGUGGCUAAUGGGAGCCUGGGGCAGCAGAAAGAUCCAGAGAGACCCCAGGCAACCCCCCUGGGUAGCAUUAAGAGUCAGGGUAUGAAAAAAAGCCCAAAGAAACAGCAGUCUCAGGUUCAGAAGGCCAAGCAACCCCAAGUGAAAAAAACCUUGGAAUCCCAGCAACUGGAGAAGUCUGCUUCAUGCUCCAGUCAAGUGAAUUGGAUCUGCUCAUGGUGUAAAGCUGUGAAUCUUCCGUGGCGUCUAGCCUGCUAUAAAUGCAAGAGAGCCUACAUGCCAGUUGAGAGUGGAGGUGAUGACUCAGGAAAAUCUCACUAA
Molecule: messenger RNA, 1581 nt
Organism: Marmota flaviventris (yellow-bellied marmot)
Lineage: Eukaryota; Metazoa; Chordata; Mammalia; Rodentia; Sciuridae
Product: testis-expressed protein 13D-like
Molecular function (GO): mRNA binding
Source: RefSeq, a predicted model, not a curated record